Messenger RNA from Vigna radiata var. radiata (mung bean), 2655 nucleotides. RefSeq lists its product as uncharacterized. Bases 157 to 2556 code for a protein of 799 amino acids. Lineage: Eukaryota; Viridiplantae; Streptophyta; Magnoliopsida; Fabales; Fabaceae. The transcript has 5 exons. The record is from RefSeq and is a predicted model, not a curated record.
UAAAAGGAGGGUUUCAUUACGCGAAAACUAAACUUACUUCAUCUUAUUCUUUGUUUAGUCGAAUCUGAAGCUGAGAAGUUCCGUGAAUCUGAGAGAGUUCUGUGAAUCCGAGAGUGAAAGUAAAGACAAAAAGUGGUGUUGAAGAGUUCGGAUGUAAUGGACGUCGGAUGCAACUCUGGGUCAGAGAAUCACUCCCCCAAUGCCUCUGCUCCUCCUCUUAAUUCUCCUACCGCCACCGUCAAUUCCAAGAUCGGAAAGAAUAAAUCGAGCAGGGAGUCUGGUCAAUCAUCAAGUGCUCUUAACAAGUGCAAAUCACAAAUUAGAAAGCCUCCUCGUCGUAAAACCUCGCCUGUUAACUGGUUCCCACGCAAAAAAGGGGAUACCUACAUGAAUAGGAAAAUUAAGAUGCUUCAGGAAGUAGAUGGUAUAAAUUUGACGCUUGAUCAGACUCUAGGCAGUUCUAACCCACAUUAUUCAAGAGUUCUGAGAGAGAAAAUGGCAGCUAGAGAAGCGGCGCAUAAGGCAAUGGAGACCCGAAGAGCUGCAUUAGUGGAAGCCUCUUGGUGUCGUAUUUUACAUUCUGCCAGGAUUCCUAGUGAUGAUGCGGAGGCUGAACUCUUAAAGGCAGAAAAAAGUGCGGAAGAAGCUUUUGGGACAGCCCAGGCUAUGGGUGUUAUUAUGUUUGACUUGCCAAACUGCCCUAGGAAGCUUUGCCAAACAGAGACAUCCUCAGUUCAUGGAGAAGGAUCAUAUACCCAUGGUGUUACUGCAUCUUUUGAAACUGCCUUUGAGGUGGACAGAGAAGUGGCUGCCGCAGUCAAAACUGCAUUUAUCAAGCUUGCAAAGUGCACUUCAUUUAGUAAAGGUGAAUUCAAAGAACUGCUAAGAAAAAUUAGUGAAAACCCAGAAAACCCAGAUACGGGUGAAAGUAAUCAGGACCAGACUGAGCUCUGUUCAGAGUAUGAAUCUGAGUCCGGGACAGAGUUUGAUUCAGCCUCGCAAAAGAGUGACUUCAACUCCCAAGAGUUAGAUUCCAAGAUACCUUUUCUUGGGAAAAGCAGGGGGAAGAGGAGACAGUCUCUUGAGAACAGAACAAAACUUGUGGAUAUGAUGAUUGAGAGGUUAAAAUGUUUUCAAGAAGAUGAGCUUUCUUCUCUCGCCACUAUAGUUGCAACUUAUGGUUUGAAUGCUUCCUUGGCUGAAGUGCAGAAUGCCAAACUGCACAAUCUAGACUCUUCAACUGAGUAUUCAUCUUCUUCAGCGACUAAUUAUCCUGCGAGAAGAAUGUCAUCGUUGGGAUUGGGAAAGUUAGCCUUGGAUGUGACGAGAAAGAAGCAAGUUGAGCCAGAAGUACCAAGCCUAGAUAAGUUUUUAGUUAAGCACGUGACAAAACUUGAAAGAGAGGUUUGGGAAGCCAAACAGACCCUAAAGACAAAGACAGAACCAGUCAGGGAUAGCUCUCGUAAAUCUGUUGAUGAAACUCUAUCAGAGAAUGUACCUGAUUUGGGAAGUAUUCUAGUGAAGAAUUAUUCAAAAUUAGAGAAAGACAUCAAGGAGGCAAAAAUUAAGUCCGGAAAGGAGAUGCCAGCAGUUUCAAGCGGCAUGCCAAACAGGCCAAAGGAUCACAUAGAAGUACCAAGCUUAGAUAUGGUCUUAGUGAAACAUGUCUCAAGACUUGAAAAGGAAGUCCAAGAAGCAAAAAACAGAAGAAUCAAUGAGAAUAACAGUUUGAAGAAAGAAGUUUAUCCAGAUACUUCAGGUGAACUGGAUUCAACUUUCUAUUCUGAUGAAGCAUUGUAUAGGAAAGAAAACAUAAAUUCGAACAUAGGGUCCAAAUCAGGGGAAACCAAAGAUGGGUUGGAGAAAAUACGGGUAAGACCAGUGCACAGAUUUGAAAGAGAGAAGCUGCAUGUUUUGUCAUUGGGAAGCCGUGAAAACUACAAACAAAGAAUGAAUCAUGAGGCAACGAAUGUUCCAGAUUAUGAGAGCUUGGAUAAAGUUUUAGUAAAGCACGUCUCUAUAUUAGAGAAGGAGAAAAUGAGGAGCAAUCUGGAGGAAGAGUGGGGCCAAGUUAAGAGAAGCCACAGAAACAUCCAUUUAGAAACAAAUGAAGGCGGUCUGGAUCAGGUGUUGGUUAAGCAUAAAUCCAGACUCGAGCAAGAAAAGAUGGUUGCUGCACAGCAGCCAGAGACCACCUCAGUUAGUCGUUCAAUGACUCGUCGUGAAGCAAGGGAGAGAGAGUUGCAAGAAACGUGGGGAGGAUUGAGCUUAGGAAACGUCCAUUUGGAAACAAGUGAAGGUGGUCUGAACCAAGUGUCAGUAAAAAAUAAAUCCAGACUAGAUGGAGAAAAGAUUGUUGCUGCUCAACAGUCAGAGAACUCGGUUAGUCUUUCAGUGUCUCGUCGUGAAGCAAGGGAGAGAGAGUUGCAAGAAGCUUGGGGAGGACUGAGCCUAGGAAACUCCAUUAAACCUCGUGUCUCUAAGCUUGAACGUGAAAAGGCUGCCUGGAUUAAAGCCGAAGAGGAGGAACGGAAGCAAGCAAUGAAAGCACUUUGAUUGCAAUAUCUCGUACAAUUCAUUCAUUCAUUUAUUCAUCCCUCUUGAUAAAAAUGUGCUAAUACUGUAUUUUGGCUAAUACUGAAAAAUGUUUGAUCA